AAGAGAGAGAAGACACUUAGAGAAAAAAACCCGACAAAAUCAGAGGUAAAGUGUGGAAAAAGGGAGGGAGGAAAGGAGAGUGGUGACUUGUUGGACCAAAGAGGCAGAGAAAUAAAGACGUGUAGCGAGACAGAAAAAGGGGGGGGGAGGAGAGCGGAGAGCAGCACACUAUAGAAACAAGAGAAAGCGAGGAACUGUUGAGCGUGACAGACUGACAGACAGCUGGCCCGGCAACCACAGAGAAAGAUGCACUCCUUCCUGCUGCUGGGCUGCUUCGUCCUCGCCACCACAGAGUUCCUCCACGGCUCUGCCCACAUGAUCCCCGACGAGAGGCUUUCCACCAAUAGGGUCGUUGUAUCGAAUGUUCUGUCUCAAAGCCUAGAGGUCGGCUCCCCCCCUGUGGUUAUUGUUGAGUUACCCAAAUCAGCCAAGAAGAACAAGAAAGCAAAGAAACAGAAGAAGAACAAGUUCGGUGUGCAGCGCCCCCCUCCUCCUGCUAACUGCAUUCCCUUGUGGGGAAGCUGUAAAUCUCCAGGCAAUGUGUGCUGUGAUUUCUGUGCCUUCUGCCAGUGUCGGCUCUUCAGGACUGUGUGUUACUGUCGGAUGGGGAACCCUCGCUGCUGAGCGUCCGGCUGCCGCUUGAGCAGCGAACAGAACCACACUUCACGCUAAAGCUAACCUCGGGGAGCGCGGCCGCUCGCUUCCUGGGUUUGGUCCUUGAUCUGCAACUUUGCCUAAACUUCACUGCAUGAAAGCACUUUAUCACAGAGGACUGCAGCACAGUGAACCCUCUAAACUCUGACAGGGUGUAAUGCUUGUAGCACUGCUAUGAAACUCACAAAUAAAAUGUUUAUAAAAUGUAUUGUACUUUGAGCUUUAGCAUGCAGAAACAGAAUCUAUUUGCUUAAAUAAUUUUAUAUAUUGCUUUAUUUUUUACACAGAAAUACGUAAAUGUGCAGUAUCACACUUUAAUGGGUAUCAAAUAUUUUAAGAA
Seriola dumerili (greater amberjack) is the source of this 994-nucleotide messenger RNA. It is a transcript of the gene asip1, whose product is annotated as agouti-signaling protein-like. NCBI's taxonomy places the organism in Eukaryota, Metazoa, Chordata, Actinopteri, Carangiformes, Carangidae. Gene Ontology annotation, biological process: hormone-mediated signaling pathway; positive regulation of melanin biosynthetic process; melanosome organization. The record is from RefSeq and is a predicted model, not a curated record. Gene Ontology annotation, cellular component: extracellular region. The coding region runs from base 247 to 624 and encodes 125 amino acids. Gene Ontology annotation, molecular function: melanocortin receptor binding; neuropeptide hormone activity. The transcript is spliced from 4 exons.